Molecule: messenger RNA, 1068 nt
Organism: Hydra vulgaris (swiftwater hydra)
Lineage: Eukaryota; Metazoa; Cnidaria; Hydrozoa; Anthoathecata; Hydridae
Product: ephrin-4-like
Biological process (GO): axon guidance; ephrin receptor signaling pathway
Cellular component (GO): plasma membrane
Molecular function (GO): ephrin receptor binding
Source: RefSeq, marked provisional
AUGAUAAUAAAAAUUACUUUACUUCUUUGGGUUCAAGCUGUAUUGAUUGAUGCUCUUCAACUGCCAACUUUUCUUUGGGAUCCUAGAAAUAAAAUUUUUGCUGGUGAUCUAUGUGAAGGAAAAUAUGCAAAAAUCUCAGUGAAUUAUGAAGCUACAAUUUAUUUUACUUGUCCACAUGAAGCACUUUGUAGUGAUGUUAUUGAAGGGGACUCAAACAAUGCGAAAUCUAUGUACGAGAAUAUGUAUAUUGUUUCUAAAGAAGAAUUUGAAAACUGUGACGUAAAGGAAAACCGACAACCGGUAUUAUUGUGUGACAGUCCUGAAGAUACUUCAGUGAUUAAAUUCACAAGUUUCUAUAUCUUUGAUGUUAAAUCAAGUCUUCGAAUUCCAUUUAAAGAUAAUACAACCUAUUAUUUUGUUGCAACAUCAGAUGGUAAAAAAAAAGGGAUAACCAAUUUAAAAGGUGGUAGGUGCAAAGAAAACAACAUGAGACUAGCCAUGUAUGUACGAGGACAACAAGAUAACAGCCCAAUUAAUGAACAUAUGUGUUAUGAACCCAAGAAAGUUGUAAGUUUAUUGAAAACUGAUUCCCCAAUCACUACAACCGCUUCUUUUCAACUGCGACCUGAAGCUUUUCUUAAAACCACUCAAUUUUCUAGUUCAAAUACAGAGCCUUCUGGUGUAAAAACAGAAUUUUCUAUUGAAAACACAUAUAAAAAACCAGUUCAUGAACAAAUAAAACAAAAUCCCAGUACAGAUUCAAAAGGUCAUUUUUGGUACGAUGUAUUAUAUGGGGGUAUUGGGUUUAUUGUGGGAAUAUUUAUUACAAUCUUCAUUAUUAAAGUAAAGAAGUCUUGGACGGAAAAAAGUCUUUCUCAAACUAAAGCUGUAUGCCCAGAGAUUUAUAAAGAAAAAGAUAAUAAAACUGAAAUAAUAAAUCCGAACAAUCAAACCCAGCUAUUAUUUAGCGAUAAUCAGGCAUAUCGGCAUUCUACUGAAGGUAAUCCGCUAAUUGAAAAACUGCCAUUUUCUAAUGAGAAUGAUUGUGUCAUUCUCGUGUCUAAGUAA